This is a messenger RNA of Rhinopithecus roxellana (golden snub-nosed monkey), 821 nucleotides long. RefSeq names its product H1.5 linker histone, cluster member (gene H1-5). The record is from RefSeq and is a predicted model, not a curated record. Lineage: Eukaryota; Metazoa; Chordata; Mammalia; Primates; Cercopithecidae. Gene Ontology annotation, cellular component: nucleosome. Gene Ontology annotation, molecular function: DNA binding; structural constituent of chromatin. Gene Ontology annotation, biological process: nucleosome assembly.
UAUUCUCUUCUAGCAGUUUCUUGCUACCAUGUCGGAAACCGCUCCUGCCGAAACAGCCACCCCAGCGCCUGUGGAGAAAUCCCCCGCUAAGAAGAAGGCAACUAAGAAGGCGGCCGGCGCCGGCGCGGCUAAGCGCAAAGCGACUGGGCCCCCAGUCUCAGAGCUGAUCACCAAGGCUGUGGCUGCUUCUAAGGAGCGCAAUGGCCUUUCCUUGGCAGCUCUUAAGAAGGCCUUAGCGGCCGGUGGCUACGACGUGGAGAAGAAUAACAGCCGCAUCAAGCUGGGCCUCAAGAGCUUGGUGAGCAAGGGCACCCUGGUGCAGACCAAGGGCACUGGUGCUUCUGGCUCCUUUAAACUCAACAAGAAGGCGGCCUCUGGCGAAGCCAAGCCCAAAGCCAAGAAGGCAAGGGCCGCUAAAGCUAAGAAGCCCGCGGGGGCCACGCCUAAGAAGCCCAAGAAGGCUGCAGGGGCGAAAAAGGCAGUGAAGAAGACUCCGAAGAAGGCGAAGAAACCCGCGGCGGCUGGCGUCAAAAAAGUGGCGAAGAGCCCUAAGAAGUCCAAGGCCGCGGCCAAACCGAAAAAGGCAACCAAGAGUCCUGCCAAGCCCAAGGCAGUUAAGCCGAAAGCGGCAAAGCCCAAAGCCGCUAAACCUAAAGCAGCAAAACCAAAAGCUGCAAAGGCCAAGAAGGCGGCUGCCAAAAAGAAGUAGGAAGCUGGCGUGUGAAAACCGCAACGAAGCCCCAAAGGCUCUUUUCAGAGCCACUCAGAGAUCUCUAAAAAAUUGCUGUGCACAACGUGUUAGAUCAGACAGGCAGUUUUCC